AUUGUCAUCCUUAAUUAUUAUUCACCGUACAAUAAUCUUGACAUAAAUAAUUCCUCAAACGAAUCCAACCAAACAUCCCUUAACGUGUACAAUUUAAACAAAUAAAUUGAUCAAAUAUCCCUCAAUUACAUCUCUAAUGAGACGCAGGACAUUUAAAUUGUUAUUGACAUGUCGCCGACAUACAAGUUUCAAUUGGUAUACAUGAUGACAAGUAUAUCCAAGUUAACGUGUGAAAAUAUUUCUCUUUUCUCAUUCUAGCAAAUAUCAACACAACUUGCUUCCUCCAUAUAUCGCCCUUUCACUUAAAGCUUCAUUCCUAGAAAUUAAACAUCUUCAAAACCAACACUUAUUUUUAGCAUACAUACCAUGGACAUGCAAAUUUCACAACCUAUACCAGAGGGGGAAGAACUCAACACAGGCACAGCAAUGAUAAAAAUUCCUUUAGAAUCAGGGGAACCACCCCAUGAAGCUAUGUUCUUGGUCUUGCCCUAUCUCCCUUUAUUUGAACUUCUGUCUAUGACUCAAGUUUGCAGGUCAUUAAGAGAUGCUUUAAAAGAUGACAUACUGCCAUGGCUGAAUAUCGUUGUCGAAAAGCCAUUAAACACUCGUCUUUCUGAUGAUUUUCUGAUGAAAGUUACGUCCAAGGCAAAUAGUCGUCUGAGAGUUGUUGCUCUUAUAAAUUGCAUUAAGAUAACAGAUGAUGGGCUUCUACAAGUCAUUACCAGUAAUCCUCAUAUCAGCAAGCUCUAUUUACCAGGGUGCACAGGCUUAACCAUUGAGGGAGUACUUGGAGCAGUGAAGUUUCUUACCAAGGCUAACCACAGGUUAAAGAGCUUAAGUAUUUCUGGCAUCUAUAAUGUGAAGAGAGAGGACUUUGAAACACUUUGUCAUCUAAUGGGAAUAAACCAGAUUCAAAAGAAAGACGGAAAGAACUUCUAUCAGAAGCGAAGCAAACCAUCCACGCUUAGACAAGAAUCUCAGCCUUCAAUCGACAUAGAUGUCUGUCUGAAAUGUGGUGAAAUAAGAGAAAUCUUUGACUGCCCUAAAAAUUCUUGUGAAAGGAGAAAACAGCAACAGCUAGUAGAGUGCAGGGGCUGCUUCCUCUGUAUCCCAAGAUGUGAAGAGUGUGGUGUAUGCACCAAAGAUGAAGAAGUAGGUGAAGCAGCUUGUGCAGAUAUACUGUGCUUGGAUUGUUGGCUUCAGCUCCCAAAAUGUAGUUUCUGUAACAAGGCAUACUGCAACCAACAUGCUUACCAGCAGUCUCUACUUUCUGGCUCUUCAGGGUUUCUGUGCAGUGAUUGUAACUUUCGCUCAACACAAAGUUCACCUUAUUGAGAUUGUUUACUUAUUGAACACAGGUAAUGAAAUGUACUACAGGAAAAGAGGGCUACGACGAAAAAAGGCUAAUUUUAUGACAUUUAUUUACAAAUGUCGUAAAAUCAAUGACUUAUUUGGUAAGAAAUGGCAAAUUAUUGCGACUUUUAAUUGAAAUGUAGCUAUAUUAGUCGGUAUUUACUGACAUUUAUAACUAAUGAAGGAAAUUUGCUUAAA
Messenger RNA from Nicotiana tabacum (common tobacco), 1551 nucleotides. Its product is annotated as F-box protein SKIP28-like. Gene Ontology annotation, molecular function: protein binding. The record is from RefSeq and is a predicted model, not a curated record. NCBI's taxonomy places the organism in Eukaryota, Viridiplantae, Streptophyta, Magnoliopsida, Solanales, Solanaceae. Gene Ontology annotation, cellular component: cytoplasm.